Molecule: messenger RNA, 1401 nt
Organism: Symbiodinium natans
Lineage: Eukaryota; Dinophyceae; Suessiales; Symbiodiniaceae
Source: the annotation of a GenBank genome assembly
AUGUUUGUGCAGGUGCCGCUACACUCCCGAAGGGAAGGCCUCGACAGGAUCCCAGCUGAAGGUAACGGAGCAAAGGGAAAGGGCCGAGGAAGAGGGAAAGGCAAAGGCAAAGGCAAAGGCAAGGGAAGAGGCAAAAGCUCGAAGGAGCCUGUUCCAAAGUCGGACAAGGGCCUUGAGAAGAGGAUACAGAAGUAUGCGCGGGGAGACGUUGCGUUGCAAGAGGUGGUGUCAGGAAAGGACAAGAAGCUGUCCGGUCAGAUGAAGCAAAGAUAUCGCUCUGAUCAAGAGACGGCCUUUCGAUUGGCAAAAGCUGAGGUGCUGCAAACUGCCGAAGCUGGUUUCAUUGACACAGAGGAACAAGAUCAAACGAAGAGGCUUACACAGAAGGACAUCAUUGAAUCUGCUGGUGUAGGUGUUGCCCGGAAGCAUUUCUCCUUCGACCUGCCUUUCGGCCCAUAUUCCUGUUCCAUUUCCCGAAAUGGACAGAACAUGUUGGCUGGCGGCAUAAAAGGCCAUGUCGCAUUUAUGCAUCUGGAGUCGAUGAACAUCUUCACAGAGCUCCACGUCAAAGAGUCAGUGCGGGCAGUGCAGACCCUCCACAAUGAGAACAUGUUUGCGGUAGCCCAGAGGAAGUACAUCUUCAUCUACGACAAGCAAGGGAUAGAGUUGCAUUGCAUCAAGCAGCAAAAGUCUCCGAUGCACCUUGACUUUCUACCGUACCACUUUCUACUUGUCAGCGCAGGCGAACGUGGUGAGAUUACGUGGCGCGACAUCUCCUAUGGAGAACAGGUUGCUGAGCACAAAACUCAUCUGGGCCCCACCGCGUGCAUGCGGCACAAUCCCACAAAUGCCGUCAUGCACCUCGGUCACAACAAGGGUGUGGUGACCUUGUGGACACCGAGCGUAAAGGAGCCUGUCGUGAAGAUGGCGUGCCACAAUGCAAAGGUGAAUGCAAUCGCUGUCUCCGGCAAUUACAUGGUCACAGCAGGAGCAGAGUCGAAGUGGAAGGUGUGGGAUCUUCGGACGUAUGCAGAGUUGCAUUGCUACAGGACCCGCGGCCACGCCGUCAGCAGCAUAGACAUAUCCAUGACUGGUUUGGUGGCCACUGGUGCGGGCUGCCACCUGGAGGUCUGGAAAGAUGUACUUGCAUCGGCGAGACAGCCAAGGCCUUACAUCACCGAAGAGUACAAAGGGCGCAUGAUCAGUUGUGCGCGCUUCAGACCUUUCGAGGAUGUUUGCUGUGUUGGGCAUUCUGAUGGCUUUGGAAGUCUUAUAGUCCCAGGUGCGGGUAAAGCCAACUUCGACUCCUUCGAGGCAAACCCCUACGAAACAAAAUCUCAGCGAAGGGAGCGUGAGGUGAACUCUUUGCUGGACAAGCUGCAGCCAGAUUCCAUCAUGUGA